GGAUCGUUGAGCACCCCUAACCCCCCCGCGCGUGCACGCAGGCUUUUAAGUGUGAUGUGUGUCCGGCGAGGAGGCGUCGGCGCCGUUUGACGUUCGAAGAAGCAAACAUCCGUACACUCAUUGCGACCAAUCCCCGGACGUUAGGUCGGAGGCAGCCGGGCUGAAAUGUGAACACAGGACCGCCGGUGGAGCGUCUCGGAUGGAUGAGACCACAGCGCCGCGUUGAUGCGGCAGCGACCCCGGAGCGCCUUGAAACACACCGCAGGAGACAGCUCGUUUGCUCGCUUGGAAUCGUGUGUUUUGUGAGGAGUAAGAAUGGCAGCCGUGGUCAACUACUCGCCCCCCUGGUGGGUCAACCUGCUUCACCGUUUGCCUCAUUUCAACCUGGAAUUCCAGAUGGUCAGCAGUGACUUCCGACCUCAAGACCCCGAAUAUCAGAAGUCGGUGCUGCUGCUCGGCGCCGUGGCCCUGCUGUGCUUGGGCCUGGAUCUCCUCUUCCUCCUUUUCUACUCCUUCUGGCUUUGCUGCCGCCGCCGCAAGAGUGACGAGUCCUCGCACUCCCACACGCACUCCCGGCAGCCCAGCGCCGACUGCUGCUGCACCGCCUGGUGCGUCAUCAUCGCCACCCUCGUGUGCAGUGCUGGCAUCGCUGUGGGGUUCUAUGGAAACGGGGAAUCGAGUGAUGGCGCCAGUCGCUUGGCCUACUCCCUACGCCAUGCCAACCGCACCGUGUCCGGGAUCGAGAAACUGGUGUCAGACAGCGCUCUGGCCCUCAACCAGACGGUGGAAGAGAACCUGGUCCAGUUGGAGACGGUCUACAAGGAGCAGACGGACUACGUGUCCAUCGUCCAGAAGCUGCAGGGACAGCUGGACGAGCUGGUGAGGCUGAUGGUGGAUGUUCCCUUCUGGUCCAACACUGAGGUUUCUCUGGAGGACAUGGCCCGUCAGACGGAAGCCUUUGACUUCUACAGGUGGUUGGGCUACCUCGGGCUGCUGCUCUUUGACGUCCUCAUUUGUCUCCUGGUGCUCUUUGGUCUCAUCCGAAACUCUCGGGGAACUCUGAUUGGAGUGUGUCUGCUGGGCGUUCUGACGCUUGUCAUCAGCUGGGGGUCUCUGGGCUUGGAACUGGCUGUCGCUGCGUCCACCAGUGACUUCUGCGAUUCGCCUGACACCUACAUCGUCCGGGCGACCCAGGAGAACGCCGUCAUCGAUCAAGACGUCCUGCAGUACUACCUGCGGUGCAGCCCGGGCCAAGUCAACCCCUUCCAGCAGAGGCUGUCGGGGAGCCACAAGGCGUUGGUGGAGAUGCAGGAUGACGUGGCCGAGCUCCUGCGAUCUGCCACGCGUGACUACGCCAACACCAAGGGGAGCCUGGAGCAGAUCCAGUUUGUUCUGAACUCCACCGAAGUGAGCCUCCACCAGCUGACGGCACUGGUGGACUGCCGCAGCCUGCACAUGGAUUACGUGCAGGCGUUGACGGGUCUGUGCUACGAUGGCGUGGAGGGCCUCAUCUACUUGGUGCUCUUCUCCUUCGUCACCGCCCUCAUGUUCUCCUCCAUUGUGUGCAGCGUGCCGCACACCUGGCCCGGCAAGAGGACGGAUGAGGAGGACGGAGAGGAUGAGUCGGGCACCUCGCGGGGCGGCGGCGUACACGAUAACCUGUACCGCGUUCACAUGCCCAGUCUCUACAGCUGUGGCUCCAGCUACGGUAGUGAAGCUAGCCUGCCCGCCACCGCCCACACCGUCAGCAACGCCCCCGUCACUGAAUACAUGAACCAGAAUGCAAACUUUCAGAACCCCCGCUGUGAGAACACCCCCUUGAUUGGCAGGGAGUCCCCUCCACCCUCUUACACCUCCAGUAUGAGAGCCAAGUACCUGGCCACCAACCGCCCGGACCAGAACCGCCGCUCCGUCCCCAACGACCAACUGGACCCAGCCAGCCGGCCGCACGCCACCACACGACCUCAAUCCUCGGUCCACUAGGGACCAGAACCGCCCCCCCCCCCCCCCCCCCCCCACUUCCGCCACCUCAAGAAGCGAGGAAGAAGCACACACACACACGUUUGUCCACUUGACUUAAAAGCGCCUUGGCUCCUCCCCCUUUCUGCUCAAUCCACUAGGGUCUGUACACUGCCCCCUAGUGGACACACACACAUAUGAUGUAGAAAAUGUAAAUAUCAAGCAGAGCAUCAUUUCAUGAGCCAUGCAUCAUUGGUGGUGACGUGCUGUGCCGUGCACUCCAUCUAGCGCAUCCACACACACACACACACACUGUAGAAAUAAUCAUCAUCCUCAGCUAGAAUGCCAGCCAUGCAACCACGCCGCACCAGGACUUUUACCAGGAAUUCUUGAAAAAAAAGGUGCCAAAAGAAAGAAAAAAAAAAGCUUACAAGGGUGCCUGAUUCUGUUCAUGGACAUAUGGGAGGACAGACGCUUACGUUGAGAUGGGACACAAAAGACGAGUAACAAUAACGUCAUAAUGAGGGACGAUAAGCUUGGGUGCUAACGUGAGGCCCACGUCUUUCCAUUUUCUCGUGGGACUGACUGGAUUUAAUGCAAGCGAUACUGUGACUAACUUUGACCAACUUGGCUCCCGACAUCCUCACAAGCACAAAAGUUUUUUUCACGACGCUGCCCCGCCGUCUCCCGCUAACGUACAGCCUGUAGAAACCAUGCUAGCCCGCUUGAGAAGCUAAUUUCUGUUUACAUACGUGCGCUAAAGGCGUCUUUAUGCAUCAAUGUGCUGUCAAAGCUUUCACGUCGUGACAAAACUAGACCCAUUCAAAAAGAAAUAAAGGCUGCGGUGUGCAUGCCAGGCCAGCAGGGGGCAAUGUUCCUCUGGUAAAAAAAAACACCCACCUGGAUAAAAGUGUUCUUUUUAAAGUAGCACAAAUGCUCGCCCCGCACUGUGUUUCACCGUUUUUAGAAUUUUUACGACAACUGGUGUUAAAAUUUCCUCUAAAUGCGCCAAAAGGGGAGCGGUUUUUUUUUUUUUUAUGUCAUAGCUGCCAGCGACUAAGAAGAAUUUAGCCGCCAUUUCCCGUAAUUAGCGCAACAUUCUCCUGCAGUUUCCUCAGAACGCCAGCAUUGUGUUUGUUUCUUGACUUGAAAACCCUGACUAGCCUUUGCGUCAUCGUCGUUGGCAGCUACGAUGUUUUACGCUAACAAUGCUACAAUACGAGCCAAGUUCCAAGUGACAAAUGUGCUUCGGAAAUUUUGCAGUCGUGUAAAUAAAAACCAGCGUUUUUAUUAGUUUGGAUUUGUUUUAGUUAAAGCUAAUUAGCUUUUUUUUGUGUGGUGCAACAUUUUCGAUAACCCCACGGCCACUUCUCGUAUUAGCGAGACAAUCUUGUGUCAUGACUUUGGAACAUUUUUAACGCUAACAAUGCGAUUAACUCAGUUCUUGCACUUUGGAUGCUAACAUUUAACGUCUUAAAGGCGUCCCAAUGAAAGGCCUUUCAUAAUCUUUUUUAAAAUCGCCCUUUCCACCCUCAUAUUCAUAUCACCGACAUCUUUUUUAAAAUAACAACAAUAAAGAUAGCUUCCCUGUCUUGUAACAAUGGACGUUAAAAGAUAAAAAUAGAUGUUUUUGUAGGAGAACAAUGUUCUUUUUUCCUCUGUAAUUAAGAUCAGUGGUGAGUGUUUUUCAUUUUUUUGAAUCAUCAUAAAAUGAUUCCAGUGACACACUCAUGUCUUUCAAGUCCUGCCGUGUGUGUGUGUGUGUGUGUGUGUGUGUGAGAGAGAGAGAGACUGCCGGGACUUGAAAUACACACGUGUCCAAAUGUUAGCAGUGUUUUUCUAUGGCUGUUUUUAUUUUAUGGUUGAAGUAAAACAACUACUAUUAUUAAUAAUAAUGCUGUAAAUGUCUAAAGUGUGUCAUGAUAUCAUUCAAGAUGGAAUCAUUGUUUAAAAAAAUGGAAUUAAAGCAACUUUAACAUCAAACUAAUCGAUGUGUGAAUUUUAGCA
Messenger RNA from Doryrhamphus excisus (bluestripe pipefish), 3966 nucleotides. RefSeq names its product tweety family member 3b (gene ttyh3b). Gene Ontology annotation, cellular component: plasma membrane. NCBI's taxonomy places the organism in Eukaryota, Metazoa, Chordata, Actinopteri, Syngnathiformes, Syngnathidae. The record is from RefSeq and is a predicted model, not a curated record. Gene Ontology annotation, molecular function: volume-sensitive chloride channel activity; intracellularly calcium-gated chloride channel activity.